Molecule: messenger RNA, 2514 nt
Organism: Caenorhabditis briggsae
Lineage: Eukaryota; Metazoa; Nematoda; Chromadorea; Rhabditida; Rhabditidae
Exons: 9
Coding region: 1-2514 (837 amino acids)
Biological process (GO): negative regulation of transcription by RNA polymerase II
Cellular component (GO): ESC/E(Z) complex
Molecular function (GO): protein binding; nucleosome binding
Source: RefSeq, a predicted model, not a curated record
AUGAGCAAAACCACACCAAAAGACAAAGAGAAGGAGACUGGAGAAGAUGCCACCGACACCACGGACACCGCCAAUCCACCGCCAUUCUUCACGUCAGCGACUAUCACGACCAAGCACGGAAAAUCUUUGAAUGGCUGCGCAAUCAAACCUUCCUGGAGGAAAACGGAAGAGGACAGAAACAAGGACCUACUCGCUGCAGCCGUUGGAAACGAGUUUGUUUAUAUUUAUCGGCUUCCGGCGGAUAGGAACUGCAUUGAGCUGCUCAACACGAUAACCUUCAAGUUUAUGGUGGAUCCGACAAUGCAGAAGGAUCACGAUGAACUCUAUAGGGUGGCAUGGGUCUGUGAUGAGAUAGACAACUAUUCGUCCAAAAUAGUGACGGCUGGGAAGAAAGGACUUAUCUACGUCGUCAAUGUGGUCGAUAAUAAGAUGAAGCGGGUUCUUGAAGGAAAUAGAGGAGAAAUCAACGACAUCCGAACCAAUCCGUCAAAUCCGGGGAUGUUUGCCACUGCAUCCACGGAUUUCACUGUGCGUGUGUGGCACAUCAGGGCAAAAUAUUGCUUGGUUAUUUUUAAUAACCCUGCGGCUCAUGUGUCGAAAAUCCUCUCAGUUGAUUGGAGUCCCGAUGGACGCUCCCUAUUCAGCGGCGGUUUUGAUCAUCGGAUUGUCUGCUGGAAUCUUUCUGAAGAGAAUGUUAAAAGCCACUUGAAGAAAUGCUAUAAAAGAAUCAAGGCAGGGAGAUCGAUUGAAAAUAUCAAAGACGAGCUGAACAUGGACCCAAGGCUGAGACUGGCUGAAAAAAUCUUCGAUCCACACGGACACACACUGAUCGUCAAAACUGUCAACAACCUGGCCAACGAAAUCCAUUUUGAUCGCGUGGAUAGUCUGCGUAUCAUUGGAUUUAAUGGUGUCAAAUACAUUAUUUCCAAAUCUGCUGGCGAACGAGCGCAACUGAAGGUUUGGCGGUUCGGAACCUGGGGAGAUGUCGUCGAGAAAAAAUUGGACGGGCCACUUCGGGCUGUCACACACCUUGACAAGAAGAAUCUGGCCAUGUCCGAAGAUUGGUUCACAAAAAUGGAUGUUGACCUAUCACGGAAAUGGGUGGCCACGGCCGGUGAAGGUCUGGUGGUGUUCUUCAACCUGAAGUCCAUAAAUAACGAGUAUGUAUCCAGAAUUGGGACCAGCCAACUCCGUCAGGCCGCCUUCUCUGAAAAUGGAAAAAUUUUGCUGGCUGUUGGAGAAGAAGGAGUUGUCGCUCGAUUUGAUAGAAAUGAAGAUUUCAUUCAGAACAAUCUGCUCCAGUCUCUGUCCCUAGAAGAAAACAAUAAGACUGAUACUAAUGAGCCGUCUACUAGCAAACUUUCAGUCAGCCAAGCAUCUCGUCAGUUCAAUCGUGAAGAUUCCAUAGAUGAAGAAGACAUGUACAUGCCUUCCACAAGCGGAACUGCAAAUCGUUUCCAACCGCCUCCGAUAGAUUUUUUGGAUUACGAAUUGGACCACAAUCGCCCAUCCACCAGUGGACCAACAACUUGCGGUCCAUCAAGAAAAGUUCCCCGUUGCUAUCUCCGUGCUCUGCGAUCUAUUGAUGAGGGAAAUUCCCAAGAUCCAGUGAACAUUGAUCAAGACUCUAUGCCGAUGGAAACUGCUCCCUCUUGCUCGCUCAAGAGAGCUUCUCGACGCCAACUACAUUCUUCAGAUUUUGCUACCGAGGAGGGUUCUAGAAUGGAAGUCAAAUUCCGAAGAGAAGAGUCUUCUUCAACGUCUACACAGUCCACCAAUCGGGUCGAUGAGAACACCUCUUUGGAUCGAGCACCGGUGGAACCAUUGUCUGAUGCGUUUUCAGCUUCUCUAACCCGGACGCCGAUGUCUCCGCUGCGACAGGAUAAAAAAGCUGUUGCUAAUGCUAAACCAUCGUCACGAAAUUCGCAUGAUAGUAGUGAAGAUCGUGAGCCAGCUAACAAAGAAUACUCGCCCAAUUCUGACCGAGAACAUCCGCAUCGGAACAGAACAGGAACAGAAAAAGACCGAAAAGAUGACGAAGUGGUUGGAAGAAGGAUAUCUGAAGCAACGGAAUUUGAUCAACAAAUGCAUGGAAGCGUUGCAAGUUCCACUGGGCGGUUCACGAAUGACAUUGUGCCAACCGGAACAACCUCCAACCAAACCGUUACACGAGGGAGAAGUAGAGGGCGACCACUCAAGAUAAGAUAUGGUUGGCAGAGGUCAAAUCCGCACGUGAACAAUACUCGUCCUUCAUCUAGUGGACAGCCCGGAAGUCAGCAGCCUCGUCGAGGCGUAGGCCGACCUCGUUGGAGCGGAAGACAAGUUCAAGUUCCAAGAUCGUCCCUAACAACAAUCAAUUUGCCAGCAACGUCUUCAUUCGAACGUUCUGUUAGCGGAGUAACGGUCACAGAAUCCACAAGAGGACCUGGCCGACCAAGAAGACCCAUUCAACCAACAGAAGGCGCAGAAGCAGCUCUAAUUGAUUCUAAUAAAAUGGAUGCCUACCAGAAGUGA